AUGGCAUUGCGAUUUCUCUCGGCCCAGAGGCCCUCACUGAUAGGGGCUUCUACCCUGUCAAGGCUAGCCGGCUUGACGUUACAGCCGCAGUUCAACAAUGCCCUCGUGCAGGGCCAACGAUAUGCCUCCGUUAAGGCGCAAGGAGCCUACAAGAAAAAGAGCAAACGAGGCAUUCCCAAGAAGCUAGGAGCGAAGAGGACCGGAGACCAAUUCGUCAUCCCUGGCAACAUCAUCUACAAGCAGCGCGGAACACACUGGUGGCCCGGCGAGAACUGCAACAUGGGCCGCGACCACACGAUCCACUCGACCGCGACCGGUUACGUCAAGUACUACCGCGACCCGGCGCGGCACCCGGACCGCAAGUACAUCGGCGUCGUCUUCGACAAGGCCGACACGCUGCCCUACCCUGCGCACGCCGAGCGCAAACGCCGACUCAACAUGACGGCGCACCCAAUCCGCGAGGCGGCGGAGGAGCCGGCGCUGUCUGCAUCGGGCAUCCCCUUCGCGGUGACGCGCGUGCAGGCCGGCGAACCGGACCGCCUGCUGCGGCUGCGCGACGACUACAGCUACCGCGAGGACAACUGGCGCAUCGGCCGGCUGGCGCGCACGACGGGGCUGAAGUUGACGCGGUUCCGCACACGCAAGCAGUGGCUGCGCAACAGGCGCUGGCGCCGCGAGCGCGAGCUGGCGGGCCAGCGCAAGGCGGAGGAGGAGAAGCGCGCGCAGGGCGAGGAUGGCGGGUUCCAGGCGGCGAAGAAGGUGGUGGGCAAGAAGGGGGCAAAGAAGACCAAGGCAAAGGCCAAGAAAUGA
Molecule: messenger RNA, 810 nt
Organism: Cordyceps fumosorosea ARSEF 2679
Lineage: Eukaryota; Fungi; Ascomycota; Sordariomycetes; Hypocreales; Cordycipitaceae
Product: 50S ribosomal protein L27
Exons: 2
Coding region: 1-810 (269 amino acids)
Biological process (GO): translation
Cellular component (GO): mitochondrial large ribosomal subunit; ribosome
Molecular function (GO): structural constituent of ribosome
Source: RefSeq, a predicted model, not a curated record